AUGCCUGCCCCUACAGCGUUGCAACGCGCACCAGAAUCUCUCACUGAGGAUGUCCGGAACGCUCACGAAAUCGCCCUCCCGCCCUCCAGCGCCGAUGGAAACAUCGACGAAGAAAUUAUAACGACCGAAACACAAACUCUACCAGAAGAACCCUCGGAAGACGACUCGAUGCAGAUAGACGAAGAAGGGCGACCGCGCUUCGGCCCUCUGUCGAUAUCCUCACAACAACAACCCGACUCCUCAACAGCGCUACGAAUACAAUCUCGAAAAGUCCUCAUCCCACCGCACCGCAUGUCACCACUGAAGAACAGCUGGUCAAAGAUCUACCCACCGCUGGUCGAGCACCUGAAACUCCAGGUGCGAAUGAACAUAAAAUCCAAAGCGGUGGAGCUGCGCACAUCGAAAUUUACCACCGACGCCGGGGCGCUGCAGAAGGGCGAAGAUUUCGUCAAGGCGUUCACACUGGGAUUCGACGUCGACGACGCCAUUGCCUUGCUGCGACUAGACGACUUGUACAUUGAGACCUUCGAGAUCAAGGACGUAAAGACCCUACAAGGCGAGCACUUGGGCCGAGCCAUUGGUCGCAUAGCCGGCAAGGACGGCAAGACCAAGUUUGCGAUCGAAAACACGAGCAAGACGAGGGUGGUGUUGGCGGACAGCAAAAUCCACAUCCUGGGCGGAUUUCAGAAUAUAAGAAUCGCCCGGGAAGCCGUCGUCAGUUUGAUUUUGGGGGCUCCGCCGGGCAAGGUCUAUGGGAACUUGAGGACGGUGGCAAGUCGCAUGAAGGAGAGGUUUUAA
This is a messenger RNA of Exophiala aquamarina CBS 119918, 798 nucleotides long. RefSeq names its product pre-rRNA-processing protein PNO1. Gene Ontology annotation, molecular function: RNA binding. NCBI's taxonomy places the organism in Eukaryota, Fungi, Ascomycota, Eurotiomycetes, Chaetothyriales, Herpotrichiellaceae. Gene Ontology annotation, cellular component: nucleolus. The transcript has a single exon. Bases 1 to 798 code for a protein of 265 amino acids. The record is from RefSeq and is a predicted model, not a curated record.